GGGAUUUAUCUCUGCAAUUUAUUUUAUUAGGAAGAGAAACUGUACAGAGAGGUUGCUUUUCUUUAUUAUUCUCCGUUUUCCUCCUUUAUUUCACGUAAAGACAAGAGUGAAUACAUUUGGUGUGGAUUGCAGUUGAAAAAAGUAUCAUGGCAUUGCUUCGUGCAGUCCUCUGUGGCUUCUUAGUUUUUGGUGCUGUUGCAGCAUCACCCAUUGGACAGGAAAAGGAAACAGUUUUGGACCGUAGAUGUGCUACAGGACCCCAAUUUUGGUGUGCAAAUAUCGUAACUGCAAAAAAAUGCAACGCCGUAACGCAUUGCAUUCAGACGGUGUGGGAGAAGCAGAGUGUGCCUGAAGACAGGGAUUCAAUUUGCAAGAUUUGCUUGGAUAUGGUACAGCAGGCACGUGAUCAAUUGGAAAGUAAUGAGACACAGUCGGAUCUCAGGGAUGUCUUUGAGGGCUCCUGCAAGUUGAUUCCGAUCAAAUUGGUGCGCAAGGAGUGCAUUAAGAUGGCGGAUGAUUUUGUGCCUGAACUCGUGGAAGCUCUUGCAUCCCAAAUGAAUCCUCAGAUGGUAUGCUCUGUGGCUGGAUUGUGCAACAAUGCCAAUAUUGACAAACUACUUGAGAUGAAGCAACAUUCGUCGGAAGAGGUGGAUGAACUUGUGCCUCACGUUGAAACGGAAAAUGUCGAUGACUUCACGUGCGAUCGUUGCAAUAAGAUUGCCAGUGAAAUUGCUCGUAGAUUUUCCAAUGCUGAUCGCGAUACUGUUCUGGAAAAUAUGCUUCUCUACUGUGGAAAAAUGGGAUCAUUCUCGGACUCGUGUGCAAGCGUUGUUCUUACCUACUUCAAUGAAAUCUACGACCACAUGUCCGAGAAUUUCAAUGAGAAGAGCAUUUGUCACAUUAGUGGCGUCUGCGCUAAAAACUACCAUAAGCACUCGGAAAUGGUUGAAAUUAGGCCAAUGGCCAAUGUUGGCGUAGUUUCGGUGAAAGAUGACAUUCCAUGCGAAUUGUGCGAGCAGUUGGUUCGUCAUCUUCGGGACGUUUUGAUUGCCAACACCACUGAGGCGGAAUUCAAGAUGGUCCUCGAGGGUUUCUGCAAACAAAUGGGUGGCUUCAGCACUGAGUGCCUGAGUAUUGUCGAUCAAUAUUACGAUCAAAUUUACAAUUCACUUGUAAAUGAACUCGAUGAGAAGGGUGCAUGCUUCCUUAUUGGUAUUUGCCCGAAAGGUGUUGCCAAUGUAAAUGAACAUUCCCAAAUUAUGCCACUUCUCCCAGCUCUUCAGGCUCAAGAAAUUCAUGUGACACUCAAGAAAAUUGGACCUGCACCACCGAAGAAGCUUCUCGGAGAAGGAGAACCCAAGCUCUCCAAUGAGGAGAUUCUCAAUAUGCAACUACCCAUUGAUCGUCUCAUGGGUCCACCAAAUUCUCUGUACUUGAUUGAUAAUGGAAAAUGGUGUCUGCUCUGUGAAUACGUCAUGCACUUCCUCCAGGAUACAAUUUCUUCACCCGACAAUGAGGAGAAAAUCAAAACAGAAGUGAAUAAGGUUUGCGGAAGAAUUCCACACACCUUUGAAGCGGAAUGCCACAACUUUGUCGACGUCUAUGGUGAUGCCAUUGUUGCACUUUUGGUGCAAGAUAUUGAUCCAAGUAUGGUGUGCCCACGCAUUAGAUUCUGUCCAAGUCGCAAGGAGGAAGAUGUUGAGAUCUUUGCACCGGACAAUUUGGAAAUAACUGUGGAUAUUUCAAAUACUGGUGCCGAUAAACCAAUGUGCCCACUGUGCCUGUUGGCUGUGAAGGAUCUUCAGGAAGCAAUCCAGAGUGAUAAGUCUAAGGCGAACAUCAUGAAGAAUCUCGAGUCACUUUGCAGUCAUCUACCGCAGAAACUUACACCGGAAUGCAAAGAUUUUGUCGAUACAUAUUCAUCUGAACUCGUUGAUAUGCUCAUUAAUGAUUUCACAGCGGAACAAAUUUGUGUAAAUCUUCGUCUAUGCAAGGAUACACCGGUUCCACCAACUGUUCAUAAUGAAGACAAUGACAUUUUCACAAAUGAAAUACCCGAUGACACCGUAAAUGGGCAAUUAGUGACUGAUGAUUUCCAACCAAAACGCUAUGAAACAACACCUGAGUGCCUCCUGUGUGAGCGUGUAAUUAAUGAAGUGGAGAAAAAAGUCGUCAACAAGAAAUCCAAGGAACAAAUUAAACACGCUUUGGAGCAUGCUUGCGAUAAAGUGAAGAAAUUGCGUGAAAAAUGCUUGGCUUACGUUGAGAAGCACGGUGAUCAAAUUGCGGAUCUAAUUAUGAAGGAUUUGGCACCAAAAGAGAUCUGUCGCAUUUUAGGCUACUGCCUUAUUCAUCCUGAUGAAUUGACCAAUAGCGAACCAGAUUUGGAAAUCGAUGAAGCCAUUUCCAUCACAGUCUUUGCAAAACCCGCAAAUUCUCAGAAGGACAUUGCUAGCCCAUACCCUGGAGACUCCAAUCAGUGCACCCUAUGCCAAUUCAUUAUAACGCAAUUGGAGAAGGAUUUGAUUAAUAAGAAAACAGAGGAUGAGGUGAAGAAAGCAGUUGAAACUGUUUGUGAGAGAUUGCCGAAGAAAGUUUCUCAACAGUGCAACCAAUUCGUUGAACGAUAUGCCGAAAUUAUUCUCUCAAUUUUGGCAACUGCUCCACCAAGCGAAGUUUGCAAGAGAAUUGGACUAUGUGCUCCGGCUAAAAUUGAAUUGCCACCACAGUAUGUUGAGAGCAAGAAGGAAGUCAUUGAGUGUGCCAUUUGCCAGAGCGUGGUUAUUGAAGUGGAAAAGCUCGUGAGUGAUCCUAAAUUUGAAAGGAAUGUUGAAAAAAUGGCAUACAAAGUGUGCAGUCUUCUGCCAUCCAAGUACUACGAGAAGUGCAGGGAAAUGGUGGAGAUAUAUGGGCAGAGCAUGAUUAAUUUAAUCGUGGCAAAGAGUGAACCAAUAAAGGUUUGCGAACAAAUUGGUAUGUGCUUCCCGGGUGAAAGUCCUGGAUACAUCCAACUCUACGAAGGUGAUAUUUCACCGCGAGAGAUUGAGUUUGCAGAAGAAGUUACCCCCAAGCAACGACUUGUUGGGGCUAAUGAAUGCACCUGGGGUCCAUCUCAUUGGUGUGCAAAUGAGGAGAAUGCUAAAAAAUGCAAUAUGUUGGCACACUGCACUGAGAAAUACUGGAAGGAUGGAAAACCCAGUGCGUAGAGGUGAUGGAAGGAUUUAAAAAAAAAUGUUUACCUUUUUUCAUACAAAAAAAUUUAAUCUUUAAUAAGUUACGUAGGAGAAUGCGGGAACUUAAUAAUUUUUACCAAAAAUAAAAUACUAAAAAUAAAAUGAACACUAGCACAGUCUUAAUUAUGGUAACAAGAGGUCUUAUAAAUGCUAAGAAUAAUAGGGAUUCUUAUGUACAGUGGAGAUGAUUGAGGUUGUAUAGAGAAAGUAAUGUUUAUAUUUGACCGAAGAGAUUCAGUUUAUAAUAUUUUAUCGUUCUUAAAAUCGAUGACUGUGACGUUAAAAAUAUCCAUGAAGAAUGUAAGAAAAUCGGAAGAUUGAAAUAAAGAAUUUGAAUGAAAUAUAAAAA
Molecule: messenger RNA, 3582 nt
Organism: Lutzomyia longipalpis
Lineage: Eukaryota; Metazoa; Arthropoda; Insecta; Diptera; Psychodidae
Gene: Sap-r
Product: prosaposin
Exons: 8
Coding region: 147-3206 (1019 amino acids)
Biological process (GO): sphingolipid metabolic process
Cellular component (GO): lysosome
Source: RefSeq, a predicted model, not a curated record